UGCGAGACAACAGAAGAACUGCAACAAAACCCCCUUCGUUUGCUCAUGGAAAAAGCACACAGCACCCAACAUUUCUCGGAAACCAUUUGAGACUCUCAAGUAUAAGCAUUUUCUCACAGACAGAGGAGUCACAUUCGGCCUACGGACAUCCACAGACGCCGAUCUGCCAGAAAAAGUACACCCAGAUGUCCGCGUUUGUAUUUUAUGAAGGUGAAUUUAUUUUGUAGCCCAUUAGCAAAGCGACUUCCUCUUAAAGAACAGAUGCCUCGCUAAGCUGUGUAAAAGUGGAUUAUAACGCGACUUAUAACGCGUUUACAAGUUUGACAGCUUGGAAGCUGAUUAUGGUAAUUGAUACCAACUGGUGAGAAGCAUGGAGCUGUACUGGUACAUAGUCGUCAUAAUAUUUAUUAUGAUUAAGAUCUUCUUCUACAUCUGCUGGUAUCGCUCAAGGCAAAGGCAGCUCGCUGCGUACCUCAGUAAUCCCCGAAAUGCUCAGAUAGUCAUUGUGGGAGGACGAGCAUACCUUCAUCAGAUCUGUGAGAGACAAAAUACAUCAAUCUGGCCCAAUUGGUACGGAGUUCAGGACGACGGCUCGGUGGGCGAACCCUCCGCCUCUCUGCCACCAUCUUCCUCGCUUUCUCAUCUGGACAUGCCUCCUCCAUAUGAGGCGGUGUCUGGAGCAAAUGACCUGAAGCCUCCUCCGUACAGUGAAUAUGCUCAAAACGAUGACACCGACACCUCCCUGAGCAUCGCCAUCCCGGACGCCAAUGAUUCCAGUGUAAUUAGCGAUGCCCCGCCCCCUUACACACCCAGCGUCACCUCUCCAGCCAAUCAGCAAGUAGACACCCACAGCCAGAGCCAAUCACUGUCAGAGGGAAGGUCCAGUUAGACCUCUGUACACAAACACAACAAGGUCUAAGCAAAGGCUUAAGCCCCUUUAGAUCUUGUUUUUUUUUUGUCUU
Molecule: messenger RNA, 962 nt
Organism: Danio aesculapii
Lineage: Eukaryota; Metazoa; Chordata; Actinopteri; Cypriniformes; Danionidae
Exons: 5
Coding region: 371-889 (172 amino acids)
Source: RefSeq, a predicted model, not a curated record